CCCCAGCGGUGCGCGCCCCACGGAGCGCAUGGAGCGGCGGUGGGAGCCCCUGGCCCUGCUGGGGCUGGCCCUGUGCUGGGCGGCCGCGGCCGAGCGACACACGGUUUUCUGGAACAGCUCCAACCCCCGGUUCCUGUGGAGUGACUACACGGUGGAGGUGCGUCUCAAUGACUACCUGGACAUCAUCUGCCCGCACUACGAGGAGGGGAGCGUGGACCCCAGCGCCAUGGAGCGCUACACCCUCUACCUGGUGGAACUCGAGGAGUUCCAGGCCUGCAAACCCCGCUCCAAGGAGCAGAUCCGCUGGGAAUGCAACAAACCCAGCGCCCUGCACGGCCCCGAGAAGUUCUCGGAGAAGUUCCAGCGCUUCACCCCCUUCACGCUAGGCAAGGAGUUCAAGGAGGGGCACAGCUACUACUACAUUUCCAAGCCUAUCCAUCACCACGGUGAAGCGUGCCUGAAGCUGAAGGUGACGGUGGCUGGCAAAGGCACUUUGGCACCGCCUGUCCCUGCCUCCACCCAGAAGGGGAGGAUCCAGGCAGAUGACGCGGCAGCACACGUGCUUAGGAGCGUGGGGCAGAACUCAGCCAUGCGGGGCAGCAGCCCCUUCACCUUCGUCAGCCUCCUCCUCCCCCUUCUGGUGCCACAGGGGCUGUGACCACCCUGCCGUGCCUGGACAGAGCCAGCUGGGAUGCUCGGGACCCCCGUGAACUUCAUGGGACUGCCUGCCCGCCCCCCCCCAACGCACGUCUGGGCGAGGAAAGGAUUUGUCAGUAUUACAGGGCUGGAGGACCCAAAGCUGAGCUGAGAUGCUGGGACCCCAGGGCCGCUCUGCCUCCCCCUGCCUGCACAGGCAGGAUGCUCUCAGGAGACGGAGCACGGAGGGGCCGUGAGCCCCGGACUGGAGAGGAGUGGGGGGCUGGCACCCCUAGCCCCGGGGCUGAGCUCGCCCAUGGAUGCCCAGUGGGGUUUGCUCUGCCGUGGGCUCAGACUGUGACGUGUCCCGCGGGCAGGGAUGCGGUGGUGGCCUGGUGGCAGCUGGGUGUCACUGGCAGGGCUGUGGGGUCCUUUGGUGGCGCUGGCUCUGGGAGCCUGGAUGUGCUCCAGAUGCCUGGCAGCCAGUGGAGUGGGGUUGUGGGAAGCCCCCCGACCCCUUCCCCUAUCCUUCACCCCACCCCACAAGGGGGCAGGGAGGGAGAUGCCCCCACUAUGGACCCCCCCCCCUCUGCCUGGUGCUGGAGGGGAACCCACCCCCUCCAGCAGCACCCUGUGCGGGGCACUUGGCCUGCCCCACUUUGUACAGCUUUGUAGAGCUUUCUAACACCGGAGUUUUUAUACGAUUGUGUUGAAUAAAUAACCAAGA
Molecule: messenger RNA, 1363 nt
Organism: Calypte anna (Anna's hummingbird)
Lineage: Eukaryota; Metazoa; Chordata; Aves; Apodiformes; Trochilidae
Gene: EFNA1
Product: ephrin A1
Exons: 5
Coding region: 29-658 (209 amino acids)
Biological process (GO): axon guidance; ephrin receptor signaling pathway
Cellular component (GO): plasma membrane
Molecular function (GO): ephrin receptor binding
Source: RefSeq, a predicted model, not a curated record